Molecule: messenger RNA, 2776 nt
Organism: Sesamum indicum (sesame)
Lineage: Eukaryota; Viridiplantae; Streptophyta; Magnoliopsida; Lamiales; Pedaliaceae
Source: RefSeq, a predicted model, not a curated record
GCCCUUUUGUGAAGUCAAUAGUAUAAGAUAUAUGUGUUUGGGAAGAACAGAUACUGCAAAAUUCUUGACUCCAUCUUUCUGUCACCUAGCAAAGAUGCUAUUCCUCGCUUCUCUUAAUUAUUAAUUUAUGAAGUUUAGUUUUAUUUUUUUGUUUAUCCAAAUGAGUGUCGCAUCGCAUUAAUAGCAAUUUUAUUGAAGUGAUAUCCCCAGAACAAUAAAUUACGGUAUCAUCUUGGUCUGAACGGAGUAUUUUGUGAAACAGAGAUGUGGGUUCAUUGUAAGACAUGAUGAGCUUCCAGGGUUUUGAUCUCCUCCACUUAUGGCGGUGGAGAAUUCUUGGUAUUCUUCUUCUGCUUGGGGCUCGGGUUCUCGGGCUCAACAAUGACGGGCUGCUCUUGAUGUCUUUCAAGUACAGUGUUCUGAGCGAUCCGUUUGGAGUUCUGCAGGGCUGGAAUUACAAUGAUGAGACGCCGUGUUCGUGGAACGGAGUCACCUGCGGGACUCCGGGCUCCGACGACGCUUAUUUUCGCGUCACGGGGCUGUCUCUUCCUGAUUCCGGGCUUCUGGGUUCAGUCCCUGCAACUCUUGGCAUGAUUGAGCAUCUCAGGAGCCUUAACCUUUCCAACAAUUCCAUUAAUGGUUCCAUUCCUCCCUCGCUAUUUAAUGCUUCGAAGCUUCAAGUUCUUGAUUUUUCAAACAACUUGAUCUCCGGAGGCCUGCCGGAGCUUGUAGGGAACUUGAAAAAUCUUCAGGUUCUUAAUCUUUCAGACAAUGCCCUGGCGGGGAACCUGCCUGGAAAUUUGACCACCCUUCAGAAUUUAACAGCCGUUUCUUUGAAGAGUAAUUACUUCUUCGGUUCACUUCCUGGUGGGUUCAAUUCAGUUCGAGUUUUAGAUCUGUCUUCCAAUUUGAUGAACGGGUCAUUGCCGCCAGAUUUCGGCGGCGGUAAUCUAGCCUACUUGAACGUCUCCUUCAACAGACUCUCUGGAGAAAUCCCACCGGAAUUUGCUGCGAAAAUCCCGGCAAAUGCAACCGUAGAUCUUGCAUUCAACAACCUGACAGGUCCAAUUCCCGACUCUAAUCUCUUCUUCAACCAGGCAACCAAAUCCUACUCCGGCAACACCGAGUUAUGCGGCAAACCACUGAAAAACCUGUGUCCAAUUCCAUCUUCAAUCGCAACUCUACCCAACGCUUCAGUACAAGAAUCUCCACCAGCAAUCGCCGCCAUACCAAAAACCAUAGAUUCCAACCCCGCGACCGCAGGAAACCCGCCUCAAGUAAAAAGAACCGGGCUGAGGACUGGAACAAUUCUGGGAAUCGUCAUCGGGGACGUCGCAGGAGUCGCAGUCCUGGUACUGCUUUUCGUGUACGUUUACCACCUGAAGAAAAGGAAAACCUUAAACAACGCUGUCAGAAAGCAAGCAGAAAGCGCGAAAGACUUCGACUGGGCCUCGUCCGCAGCAUCCUCGGAAGAAUACAACUGGCUGAGAAGCUGGACCUGUUUAAAGAAACAAAGACACGCCGCCGACGACGACGGCGGAGAAAGCACCUCGGACUCCACGAGCUCCGAGAGCGAAGACACUGAAAUUUCGCACAAGAAUCAGGAAAUGCGGCAGAAAAACGGGGCCCUCGUAACGGUUGACGGGGAAAAACAACUUGAAUUGGAGACGUUGCUCAAGGCCUCAGCCUACAUCCUGGGUGCGUCCGGGUCCAGCAUAAUGUACAAGGCCGUGCUCGACGAUGGAACCACACUGGCUGUCCGGCGGAUCGGGGAGAACGGGGUGGAGAGGUUCAGAGAUUUCGAGAAUCAGGUUCGAGUCAUAGCCAAAUUGGUGCACCCGAAUCUAGUCCGGAUCCGAGGCUUCUACUGGGGCACUGACGAGAAGCUGAUCAUCUAUGAUUUCGUUCCCAAUGGCAGCCUCGCCAACGCUCGUUACAGGAAAGCUGGCUCUUCACCUUGUCAUUUACCUUGGGAAAUGCGGCUCAAGAUAGCAAAAGGUGUGGCCCGUGGGCUGUGUUACAUCCACGAAAAGAGGCACGUGCAUGGUAACUUGAAGCCCAGUAACAUUCUGUUAGGCCCAGACAUGGAACCCAAGAUAGGGGACUUUGGACUUGAGAGGCUCGUGGCCGGCGAUAACAGUUCCAAAGCUGGUGGAUCGGCCCGUAAUUUUGGAAGUAAGAGAUCAACGGCCUCCCGCGACAGCUUCCAAGAUUACUCUAUCGGCCCUACUCCAAGCCCAAGCCCAAGUAUAAUUGGCGUGUCGCCUUAUCACGCACCAGAGUCUCUCCGAAGCCUCAAACCCAACCCAAAGUGGGAUGUGUUCUCGUUCGGUGUCGUGUUGCUUGAGUUGUUGACUGGGAAAGUUAUCGUAUCGGACGAGACGGGCCCCGCAUUGGCCAUCGGAGCAUCCAUGUCAGCAGACGAAGACAAGGGCAAAAUCUUGAGGAUGGCUGACAUGGCGAUCCGGGCUGACGUUGAGGGAAAAGAGGAAGCCUUAUUGGCACUAUUGAGAUUAGGGUAUGGUUGCAUUUCUGCAGUGCCACAAAAGAGACCAUCUAUAAAAGAGGUCCUUCAAGCACUUGAAAGGUUUCCAUCUUCUUCAUUUUCUUCAUCAUACUAUUAUGGGCACUAGCGGGUGAUGAUGAAUGGACCCAACUGUAGACAUGUACGUAUGUGUUGUUGACUGACAUGUUUUUUUAUUUGUCUUAGAGAUUAUUGAUUGUAAUGAUGACCAAUAGGGUUUGAUUUCAAUAGUACUAAGAUUUGUCUGUGUCC